This is a messenger RNA of Saccharomyces eubayanus, 1201 nucleotides long. Its product is annotated as pepsin-like aspartic protease. Gene Ontology annotation, biological process: proteolysis. The transcript has a single exon. The annotation marks the transcript as partial. The record is from RefSeq and is a predicted model, not a curated record. Gene Ontology annotation, molecular function: aspartic-type endopeptidase activity. Lineage: Eukaryota; Fungi; Ascomycota; Saccharomycetes; Saccharomycetales; Saccharomycetaceae.
AUGUAUGUUGUCAAGAUGGAAAUCGGGACCCCUCCCCAAACGGCUUAUCUCCAGUUAGACACUGGCUCUUCGGAUAUGUGUGUUAAUGAGGCCGAUAGCGCUCACUGUAAAUCAUUGGCCGACGAUAAUAACAUUUGGACUAGUAAUUACGAGCUCACAGCAACUGCUUCUGAGAUCUCUUCUACAGCUACUUCACGUAAGGCUUAUAAUACACCCUGCUCGUACUGGGGUACCUUCAAUCCCAAUACCUCUUCCACGUUUAAGUAUAACGAGACAAAUUUUCGUGCAACAUACGCAGAUAAUUCGUACUAUGCAGGAACUUACGGGACGGAUGUUGUCUCUUUGGGUAAUAUUACUCUAAGUAAUUUCACUUUUGGGGUGUCCAAUGAUACGACAAUAAGUUAUGGAAUUUUAGGCGUAUCGCUUCCUUCUGCAGAAGAAACAGAUAAUAUUGAAAGCGCAUUUUCUUUCAAUACAACACCAUUUGUAUACGAUAACUUUCCAAUGGCAUUGAAAAGGCAAGGAAAGAUCAAAAAGAUGGCAUAUUCUUUGUUUUUGAAUGACCCUAAUGCACGCUUUGGAAGCAUCUUGUUUGGCGCUGUUGACAAAAGUAAAUACUCAGGACAGCUUUACACUCUUCCUAUGCUGCAGGCUUACAACACCCUUGCCGCCCGUGGUUCAGGGAUGGUAAUCACAGCACAGAGCGUCGCCAUUUUGGAUAGCAAAUCCGGCAACAAAACUGUUUCAGAUGUUCAGUUCCCAGUAUUGCUUGAUUCUGGUUCAAGUGAUCCUACCCUACCCACUGAAAUUGCAGAUGCCAUAGGCAAAAUUUUCGAUGGGAAGUAUAGCUCCGAUAACCAAGGCUACAUUUUUGAUUGUUCAAAAGUGAACGACACUCUAUUGUCUGUUGAUUUUGGAGGAUUCAAUAUUUCUGCAAACAUAUCCAAUUUUGUGACACCACUCAAUGAUCACUGUCUUUUGAAUAUUGAUGCCGAUGAGUCAGGGUUUGUGUUUGGGGAUACUUUCCUCAUGGACACAUAUGUUGUCUAUGAUUUAGAAAAUCACGAAGUUUCUCUUGCUCAGGCCAGCUUUAAUAAUGAAGAAGAAGAUAUUGAGAUUAUCUCUGAUAGUGUCCCAGGUGCCACACCUGCUCCCGGAUACUCCAGUACGUGGGUGUAUACGCCCGGUAGCCCCAUCGGAA